Messenger RNA from Amoebophrya sp. A25, 203 nucleotides. NCBI's taxonomy places the organism in Eukaryota, Dinophyceae, Syndiniales, Amoebophryaceae. The record is from the annotation of a GenBank genome assembly.
CAGUCGGCGGCCUUCCUCUGCGCAGUUUGCGCGCAAGAGAGCAGACGGACGUUGGCGUGUGGGAAGAAACAGCGAAGGUGACGAGGACGACCGUUCCAAGUCCUCACAAUGCUUCUUCACAGUCUCGUGUGCAGAGCAAGGAAGCGACCGUUGCAGACCAAACGCUUAAAAAGAAGAAAAAGCCUGAGGUAUGUCUGGUUUGA